Cylindrotheca closterium is the source of this 342-nucleotide messenger RNA. NCBI's taxonomy places the organism in Eukaryota, Bacillariophyta, Bacillariophyceae, Bacillariales, Bacillariaceae. The record is from the annotation of a GenBank genome assembly.
AUGAGCUCACUGCGAGACGACGAAAUUUCACAAAAAUACUUCUAUGCUGGGUGUUUUGGGCUUCCAUGGUUGUGGAUUGUACACGCCAUGAAUUACAAAACAAAGAGCAAAAAGAGUUCAGGCGCCUUGCUCACUCAAGAGGGAAAUCAACCAGAGGACCUGACACAACAGGAGUGUGAUCGAGCUGAGAAACAGUGGGUUGACCGUUGUCGGUCAUCAGCAAUUGUUGUCUCAAUCGCAUGGCUAGCUUGGGUUUUGGUUGUGCAAGUAUUCCUGACAGACAUUUUCCCAACAGAGCUUUUUGUACGAACCGCUGAGCAAGGAGAAUACACUGGAUGGUAA